Messenger RNA from Amblyraja radiata (thorny skate), 6332 nucleotides. RefSeq names its product thrombospondin, type I, domain containing 7Ba (gene thsd7ba). The coding region runs from base 137 to 4963 and encodes 1608 amino acids. The record is from RefSeq and is a predicted model, not a curated record. The transcript is spliced from 28 exons. Lineage: Eukaryota; Metazoa; Chordata; Chondrichthyes; Rajiformes; Rajidae.
AUCACAGUCCCAGCAUCGUAUAUGAAAUGGGUGGUAGUAUUGUACAUGCUGCUUUUACAGUGCCGGUAAGCAGUUCAAAUACAUAUCUUGGCAUUGAUGCUGAAACCACAGUGUUAAAACUGAAAUUAUCUGGACUAUGAGCCUGAGAGAUGAAUUUGGCCUGCUGGAAUGGACAUGGCAGCAAUUAAGAAAAGCUAUGAUACUUUGGAUCUUCGUUUUUCUACAAACACCAGCUAAUCUUGAAGCACUUAAAGAAACACAGUACAUCUGGAGAUCGGGUCAGUGGGGUCGAUGUAUUGGUGAAGAGUGUGGACCAAAUGGAGUGCAGAGCAGAACAGUGUGGUGUGUCCACAUUGAAGGCUGGACUACACAUCAUUCCCACUGUAAGUAUGAAGAGAGACCAACAAUUCAAAGGGACUGCUUCAAGGUGUGUGACUGGCACCAGGACAUUUUUGAGUGGGAUUUCUCAAAAUGGCGAGAUUGUGUACUCCGUACAUCUUCAAACAAAGUUAAACCAAGGACCUCCGCUUGUGUCACUGCACAGCGAGGGCUGCAGCAUAGGAAAGUACACUGUGUACGAAAAUCCAACAGAUCGCUGGUAUUAGAUGAGAUCUGUGAAUUCUUUACACCUAAGCCUGCCUCGGACCAAGCUUGCCUCAUUCCCUGCCCACAGGACUGUGUAGCAUCGGAAUUCUCAACCUGGUCAACAUGCAGCAGAGGUUGUGGGAAAGGAUUACAACAUCGUGUCCGCUCAGUGUUAUCUCCACCAUUGUACGGUGGUAAAAGCUGCCCUUCUCUCACGGAAACUAAGAGCUGCGAUCUACAAGUCUCCUGCCUGGUUGGAGAGGAUGAGUUUCAGUACAGUUUGAAAGUAGGCCCCUGGAGUGAUUGCAGACUGCCAUCCCAAAGACAAGUAUGGCAAAAUGCAAAACUAGGACUGAACUUGAGUUUGCAGCCUUCAGAAAAGAAUAAUUUAAAGCAUCUGAUCCACGAACGUUUCAAGCCAUGGGAUAUAAAGAUAGGCUAUCAAACAAGGCAUGCCCAUUGUACAAGAAGUGAUGGAAAAAAUGCUAUGCUCAGCCUUUGUACCCAUGACAACACCCCCGCCAUCUUUCAAUCAUGUGUUAUGCGCAGAGAUUGUGGAGUUUCUGAAUGGUCUGAAUGGAGUAUGUGUUCUAAAACCUGCCAAUCAUCUAGCAUGUCUCCAGGGUUCAGAAGCAGGAAUCGAUUUAUAAAGCAUGCAGCAGUUGGGGGUGGCAGCGAUUGUCCUGUUCUUGAGGGAAAAGUGACUUGCAAUAUUGGAGGCGAAGGAUUACCAGAAUGUCCGAGGUAUGUUUGGAGAACUACAGAUUGGAAUGAGUGCUGGGUGACUCCACUACUCAGUCAGCAGGACUGGCGCAGAAGCAAUCAAUCGGCCUUGUGCGGAGGUGGCAUACAGACACGAGAGAUUUACUGUGCGCAGAAAACAAAUGAAGUUAACAAACAAGAUUUUAAAGAAGUAUCUAGACCAGUGGAGCACAGCCUGUGCACAGAACCAACUCAAGUUACUUCACAACUUUGCAACAUUGCCUGUACGACCGAAUGCUUUGUUUCAGCUUGGACUUCAUGGAGUCCCUGCAUGCCUGAGAACUGCCAAGAGCCUCAAAAAAGUAAAGGUUUCAAGAUGAGGCAGCGGCAUGUAGUUGGGGAGCCCACUGGCAGCGCUGGAAAAUGUCCUCACCUUGUUGAAGCCAUUCAUUGUGAGGACUCUGUUUGCUAUCAUUGGGAUCUGCUUGAAGAAGGUCGCUGCAUAGCAGAAAAUAAUCAAACAUGUGGACAAGGAUUUUACAACCAUAGUAUUCUGUGCAAGAAUAAUCAAGCUGAGAUGGUACCUGAAGACCUUUGCAAGGAGUCGUCUCUCCAUAUUGGCUGGGUAUGUGAGGUGCCUUGUCGUGCUGACUGUGUUCUCAGUGAAUGGUCUGAAUGGUCAGUCUGCUCUCACUCCUGUUCCAGCAAAAAUGCAGAAGGAAAGCAGAGGAGAAGCAGGUCCAUUGUAGCAUUAGCUCACAUCGGUGGAAAGUCAUGCCCUUCUCGCCAAGCUCUGCAAGAAUGGCGAUCUUGUAAUGAUCAUGGCUGCACAGUGUUUCACUGGGAUGCAUCACCAUGGGCUCCUUGCACUGAAAAUAAAUUAGUAACAGCCCUCAAUUCUACAAUCAGUUGGAAUGGUGAGACCACCUGUUCUGUGGGCAUCCAGGUUCGACAGGUCCAUUGCAUAAGGAACAAUUUUGGAUCUGUUCCUCCCAAAAGAUGUCCUGAAACUUCCCGACCUGAAACUCUUCGGCUAUGCCUUUUGCCAUGUAAAAAGGAUUGCAUUGCCACUCCUUUCAGUGAAUGGACAUCUUGCCCUACCACAUGUCAGCAAGGCAAUUCUUCCAACACUAAACAGUCUCGCUACAGAAUUAUCGUCCAGAAGCCUGACAAUGGGGGACAGGAGUGUCCAGAUACUCUGUACGAAGAAAGAGAAUGUGAAGCACUCUCUGUUUGCCCAAACUAUAGGUGGAAAACACACAAAUGGCAUCAGUGUAUUUUGGCACCUGAUUAUGUCAGGCAGGGAACAAUUGGAGCAACUGAGGCCUGUGGUUUUAGUUUACAAUCCAGAGGUGUGGUCUGUAAAACAGGAGAUGACCAACAUUCAGAUGUUUUUGGAUGCUUGAAGUGGGCAAGUCCAAUGCCCCCCCUGGUCCAGAAGUGUUGGAUUCCAUGCCGUGACGAUUGCAUGUUGACUAAUUGGUCCAGGUUCAGUCCCUGUAAAUCAGGCUGUGGAUCAACCCAAAGCCGAUGGAGAUCCCUUGUAGGAAAAAGCAAGAAGAAAGAGAUGUGCCAGAAGUAUCCACUUGUCGAGACCCAGCCUUGUCCAUGUGACAAAUAUAUCAGUCAGCCAUUGGGGAAUUGGUCAGAUUGUGUACUUCUUGAAGAUAAAGUAUCACUACAACUUGGCAUGAAGGUUCAAGGAGAUGUCAAAGUUUGUGGGCAGGGUCUACAGUAUCAAGCCGUAGCCUGCUAUGAUCAGAACAAGAAGCUGGUGGAUCCUCUGCUUUGUGGCAAUUCUGGGUACAUUGAAGAAACUUGCAGUGUGCUGUGCCCAUCUGAUUGCAAGCUCAGUGAGUGGUCAAAGUGGUCUGCAUGCAGCAAAUCAUGUGGAAGUGGAAUACAGACCAGAUCCAAGUGGUUGCGGGAAAAGGCAUACAAUGGUGGCCGUCCAUGCCUUAAACUAGAUGUGAAGAAUCAGGUGUAUGACAGAAUUCCCUGUUAUGGAGAUUGUAUUAAACAUAGUUGGAAAGCUGAACCUUGGUCAGACUGCAGAAUCAAUGGCAGAGAGUCGAUGCACAGCUGUGGUGAAGGUGUUCAGACAAGAAAAGUGAGAUGUGUGCGAAACACAGCUGAUGGACUUGGAAAAAUUGUGGAAGAUGCACUCUGUGGUUACAGUGAAAUACCAGUUGGAGUUCAUCAGUGUUUCCUCUAUUGUCCAGGUGACUGUGUUAUGUCUGACUGGGGCCAAUGGAGUUUAUGUCCAAAAGGAUGUAACAACUUGAACACUCGUGUCCGAGUUCGAUCUCCUCUACGUUUACCAAUGGAUGGGAAAAGCUGCCCUGAAACCUCUGAGGUGGAGCCCUGUGUUCUCAACAAGAACUGCUUUCAAUUUCUUUAUAAUCUAACAGAGUGGAGCUCUUGCCAGCUAAGUGACAAAGCGGUCUGUGGACAAGGACUGAAGAUCCGUUUGCUUGACUGUGUGCAAAGUGAUGGGAAGUCAGUCAGUCUCAAAUACUGUGAGAAGAUGAGAUUGGAAUCAUCCUGGCAUUUAUUUAUGCACUGCUUUAUGGAAUGCCCUGUAAACUGCCAGCUCUCAGAAUGGUCUUCCUGGUCUGAAUGUUCCCGCACUUGUGGACUGGAGGGUCAAAUGAAACGUACCAGACAUGUGCUACAAAAGACCCAUGGAGAGGGAAGGCCCUGCUCCUCCCAUCUAAUUCAAUAUCGACCUUGCCUUGUAAAGCCUUGUUAUAGCUGGGUCUUCGGUGAAUGGUCUUCAUGCAAAAUUGAGGGUGCACAGUGUGGAGAUGGAUUUAAAGUGCGUAACGUAUCUUGUGUUGUUCAUGAUGGGACACUUACUGAAUCAGCAAAGGUGGUGGAGAAUGAGCUGUGCGGUAACAAGGCAACUGGAAUAAACAACAUUGAGUGGGGACAAAAAAUACCUUGUUCAGUGCCUUGUCCAGGUGACUGUCAUCUCACUGAAUGGUCAUCGUGGAGUUCGUGCCACCUCGUCUGCUUGGAUGGAAAGAGAUUUGAAACUACCGGUCACCAAACCCAUUCCAGGGCUGUGAUUGUUCAGGCACUGGAAAACCAGGAUUGUCCUGAACAAAUAUGGGAAGGGCGGCCUUGUACAGAAGGAACGUGCCAUGAGUAUGAGUGGAGGUCAAGUCCUUGGAGUGGUAAUGAGCGCAAUGUGUGGUGUGUCCGCUCAGAUGGUGUAAAUGUGACAGGAGGUUGUUCUCCUCUGAACCAGCCAACUGCCACCAGACACUGCAAUCCAUCCUGCAUUAAACCAUACUCCUUCUGUACACAGGGAGGUGUGUGUGGCUGUGAAAAAGGUUUUGUGGAAGUCAUGACUCCUUAUGGAUUUCUUGAUUACUGUGCAAAAAUCCCCAUGACUGAGGAGAAGAAAGCUGAUGUUAAAACCAACGUGGGAAAGAACAAACUGAACAAUUCAAAAUUCCAAGCCUUUUUUAAUGGAUGGUCCAUUGAUCCUUUUGAUCCAGAUGGCAAGCCAAAGGUCUGGGUUUAUGGAAUAUCUGCUGCAGUAGUGUUCCUCAUUAUCUUAAUUACUGUCUUGUCAUAUCUCAUUUGCAAGAAACCAAAACACCAGACACGGCCGGCUCCCCAACAGAAGCCUCUGACUUUAGCCUAUGAUGGAGAUAUGGACAUGUAAUGCUUUCAGGAGAAGGGACUUCACCGUUGUUCUCUUGAUAUGAAUAGAAUGACAAAAGCCUUAACCUUGUGACAGCACGAACACAAGCGAAGAUGACAAAUCUCAAGAAUGGUUUUGAGAAAUGCUUUAUAAAUUGAGAAUUGGGGACGCACUCUCAGAAAAAAAAAAUCUGUUUUUUUGUUGAAAUGUGAAAGUCGGAUAGCGAAACCUAAGUGAAAAUGAUUAUAUGAAUUGUAUUCCUUUUGUAAAUUGAAUUGUUUAUGAAUUGAAUACCAAGACAUUCUACAGCAUUCCUUGUUCAAUUUUCAUAUUAACAAGUGAAGGAAUAAAUCGCAUUGAACUCCUAGUGCAAACCUACAAAGACAAUCCAAGUGAAACAAAAUGCAUUUACAAUGUGCUAUCUGUAAAUGCAGUCCUGAGGAUAAACAUCAAUGUUUGCUCAAUGUAUUCUAACCGAGAAGAGACUUUUGAACAUUCUGUGGAACUGCACUAUAUUAGUGUAACACAAUUUCUUGCAUUUAAUGAACAAACAAAGAUCAAAUAUGUACAGUGUAUGUGUCAAUGAUUUCAAUAUCACACAAAGUUGUUCUUUUCAAGUGACUUACUCUGAAAGAGAAACAUACUCAUCUUUAUUAGAAAAGAGAUGCAAAAAAAAAAGUUAGGUCAUGGAGCCUUAAUAAACAUUUUGUAAUGAAUGUCUUUUCUCCCAUGGGAAAGUACCUAACAUUUAAUUCGAAUUUAAAGUGCUCAUGAGAGAGUAACAUGAAUCCUCAAUAGGAGAAGCUGUUUUUUCCCCCAAUGACAACGAUAAAUGGUUCACAUAUUUCUGACUUAAGUUCCGUUUCCAAUUCUUAUGAUCCUUAAGAUAAUACCACCUAGUGUAAAUAUUACGUGUUGGUUCCAGACUGAAUGGCAAACCUCACAGUGUGACAAGAUAUUUUUUCCACUGAUUUUCUAUAAAAUAAUCCAUUAGAUAUACCAUAUGAAUGGCAAACAAAGUGGAAUUAGCCAGUAAGUAUGGAUUUUUAUUUUCUUUUGCAAGUUUUAUGACAACUAAAACAAUGUUACAUAGAUAAUUGGUAUCAUCAUGUUCUUUCAUUGACAUUUAGAGCACAAGAGAUUGGCUAUUUUAAAUUUGGUGUGACGGGUUGGACAGCUGCCUGGAAAACAAUUAUUUAAUUAUUACAGUGGUUGUACCAUUCAAACAACAGAUAUUAACAAAGCUUUUACUGAUCAUUUGUGAGCCUCAAAGGAACAGUAUUAACAGCUGGUAAAGUGUGUUGUGUUAUUUUGGAAUGUAUUCAUCGCUCUGAUUGGGAACAGAUUCAAUGUAUUUUCUUGAAAAUAAACCAGACGGCAGGUGGUCAGA